AUGCCAUUCAAAAGCACCAAUAAAACCACACAAGAAGAAGAAGAAGAUAUCUCAGCCAAGCAAGUGUUGCAGACAACAAUAGUUGCAGAGCAGGCAGUGGUGCAAAGCGGGGACGACGAGCAACAGAGGAAGAAGGAGAAGAUGAGGGUGGUGGUGGCCAUAGACGGAAGUGAGGGGAGCUUCUAUGCGCUCAAGUGGGCCCUUGACCUUCUUCUUGUGGGGCCCAAGGACAACGCCGAUGAUGUGGCUACAAGCACAGGCACGGCGACCCUGGAAGCACCUCAUGCAGGGAGCCAUGAGAACGUGAGCAUGGUGACUCUGGUUUAUGUUAUGCAGCCGUUCCAGAACUACGUCCUCUCUGCUGCUGUGUCUGGUGAAUUGCGCAAGGAACAAGAAGAAAGGGCCACCGCUAUACUCGCCCACGCUUUGGAGAUUUGCAAGGAUAAGAAGAUCAAAGCCCAAACCCUAAUUCUAAGUGGAGAUCCGAAUGACAUGAUUUGUCAAGCCACAGAGCAGAUGCAUGUGGAUCUUUUGGUUGUAGGCAGCCGUGGCCUUGGCAUGGUCAAGAGAACAUUCAUAGGAAGCGUGAGUGACUACUGCGCACAUCAUGCAAAAUGCCCAGUUGUAAUUGUGAAGCCACCCAAGGAGUCUGGAAAGCAGUAGGUUUUUAUAUAUGAGAAAUAAAAUGUAUCAAUAAAUAACAGAUGGUGUGAAUUGAAAAUGUUCCUUUUCAUGUAAUCAUUACAAAUGCUUAUGUAGAAAACGCUUUUGCUCCCGUUUGGGAGUGCUUAUCUAGAAGCAGUUCUGCUCUAGAACCACUUUUAUUAUAAGCACAACAAAAAUUUUACU
This is a messenger RNA of Prunus mume (Japanese apricot), 849 nucleotides long. RefSeq lists its product as uncharacterized. Lineage: Eukaryota; Viridiplantae; Streptophyta; Magnoliopsida; Rosales; Rosaceae. The record is from RefSeq and is a predicted model, not a curated record.